AUGGCUUUAGAGGAUAUUUGCAGUUUCAAGGACACUCCUGUGUAUCACAAGUGGUCUUCAUCUUUGGAAGAUACUUUUCAUAUGACUGACUAUUACAGUUUUGGAUCGAGGAGAUUGAAAAAUUGCAAGACAACUGGUGAGGUCCCACUACAACUUUUCUUACCAACUUUACCAAACUCUGCCUCUAUCAACCACAGACCUCCGUUCCCGGCCAAGCAUUCAGUGACAGUCCGCAGGCCUUUCCCUCUGUCUCAUGGAACAACGACCCUUGGUUUCAUUUUCCAAGGUGGUGUAAUUGCAGCUGCAGACACACGUGCCAGUGCUGGGGGGCUUGUUGCCUGUCCGGCUGUUCAUAAAGUUACCCCGAUUCACUCCCACCUGGUGGUCACCUCCUCUGGGAGUGGUGCAGACUGCAUGCUGUGGGAGCGAAUUCUGACCAGAGAGAUCAGACUCUACCAGCUGCGGCACAAACGGCGCCUGUCAAUACGUGGGACUGCUAAACUCCUAUCAUUUAUGCUGCACCCCUUUAAAGGGACUGACGUGUGUGUGGCUCUUACAUUGUGUGGCUGGGACAAGAGUGGCCCACAGGUGAUAUAUGUGUGCAGCGACGGAGCCCGACUGCAGGGAGAUGUCAUUUCUGUUGGCUCAGGUUCUCCUUAUGCUUAUGGAGUCCUGGAUAUAGGACUGAGGGGGAGCCUGAGCAAAGACGAGGCCAUCUCUUUGGCAAGAGAGGCCGUGUUCAGAGCUACUCACAGAGACGCCUACUCAGGAAACAGUGUCGACCUCUUCCACAUCACAGCCCACGGAUGGAAACAAAGAGAGAGGGAGGACCUGAAAGAGGAAUAUUAUAGAGACAUGGAGAGGAGGGCAAAGAUAGUGGAGGAAAGAAAAAGACUGACAGAACCAAAAGUUCCCACAUGA
Messenger RNA from Seriola aureovittata, 921 nucleotides. It is a transcript of the gene psmb11a, whose product is annotated as proteasome 20S subunit beta 11a. The record is from RefSeq and is a predicted model, not a curated record. The transcript is spliced from 2 exons. Gene Ontology annotation, cellular component: proteasome core complex. NCBI's taxonomy places the organism in Eukaryota, Metazoa, Chordata, Actinopteri, Carangiformes, Carangidae. The coding region runs from base 1 to 921 and encodes 306 amino acids. Gene Ontology annotation, molecular function: threonine-type endopeptidase activity.